UUGACGCAGACGGCGAGCGAGUCGGCGUACGUCGAAGUAGGCGAUGACGACGCGAGCGAAGGAGAGAAUUCGACGUUUGAGGUUUGGACGUCGUUAGAGAGCGCGCCGGCGAGCGCGGUGUGCGAUGGGUGUAAGUUGACGGUUCGCGGCGUGCACGCGGAUGCGAUGACGUCGGCUAGGACGACGCCGCAGUCAUCCUGGAAGGCGUUGGACGAGAGUUUAAGGGAGGAUAUCGUGCGGUUGGUGUGGCGUGAGACGACGUGCGCGCGCUUUUUGAACGUGACGGCGCUAAGGCGCGAAAAAACGAGUCAUAGAUUGGUCGACGUUCGCGCCGAUACGCGCGAUUCGGAAAUUACAAAUCCGGGAGAGGCGAGAUUGAAACCCGAAGACAAUGUAGACGCAUUCGCAAUACGUGUCUUGUCGAACAUAUGCACGCUGUUGAGAGAAGACGCGCAAGCGAACGAUUGGUUGACGAGCGCGCUCGCGGCGAUCGACGACGUGAGGCCGAUGACGGAUGCGCAAGCUCGACGCGUGUGCGAUAAAAUUACCGACGACGUCGAAUGCGCGGCGGCGCAUGACGAGUUGUAG
Molecule: messenger RNA, 588 nt
Organism: Ostreococcus lucimarinus CCE9901
Lineage: Eukaryota; Viridiplantae; Chlorophyta; Mamiellophyceae; Mamiellales; Bathycoccaceae
Exons: 1
Source: RefSeq, a predicted model, not a curated record